AAGGUUUAUGCUGACAAUAACCUCAAAACAGUUGGCAGUGUAGUACAUAUGUGUAUAUAUACAUAUAACAUAUGUACAUACUGUUGUGACGUCAUGUUUAUUGUAUUGUCAGAAAACUUCCAAAACAGAACAUGAUUCUAUUUUAUACAUAUGAUUUAUAAUUUGCGGAUAACCAAAGAAGUCGCCUUUAUUUUACGUACAACAGUUGCCUGUAGCUCCGGAAGUGAUAUUCGGAUGACAGGUGUCGAUUAUAUCCGUUUCACGGUCUUUCUACGCGACGUGCUCCGACGGAGCGUGAUCUCGCGUUUCUGACAGAAAGUAUAACGUCCGAAUGAAGAGUGUUCUCUUGAAGAUUGUUAAUCGGGCCAAUCAAAUUGUCACGUGCCGAUAUUUGUGUCUGACGACGAUGGCCAAGAGUAAAUUCGAGUAUGUGAAGGAGUUCGAACGGGACGAGAAUUGCUUGCCGAACUGCUGGAUUGUAAUUAGAAUAGACGGCAGGAAUUUUUCGAGGUUCUGCGACAUGCACCAGUUCAUCAAGCCGAACGACGUGACCGCUCUUGAGCUGAUGAAUCGCGCUGCUAUCACCGUUAUGGAAGACUUUAAACAGAUUAUAUUGGGCUUUGGUCAAAGCGACGAAUACUCAUUCGUCUUCCGGAAAGAUACGCAGCUUUACAAACGCAGAGCGUCAAAAUUAAUGUCUAAUGUAAAUUCAUUAUUUGCCUCGGCGUAUGUUUAUCACUGGCCACACUUCUUCAGAGGCAAAGAAUUAUAUUAUCCACCUUCGUUCGACGCUCGUAUUGUAUUAUAUCCAACAGAUAAGAAUUUAAGGGAUUAUCUAGCUUGGCGGCAGGCUGAUGUACACAUUAAUAAUUUGUAUAAUACUUGUUUUUGGAAUCUUAUUUUGAAAGGAAAAUUAACUCCGAGUCAGGCGGAAGAAAAACUUAGAGGCACUCUGGCAUCGCAUAAAAAUGAAUUACUUUUUCAAGAAUUUGGUAUAAAUUAUAAUAAUGAACCGUCAAUGUUUCGAAAGGGCACAACGCUUAUUCGGAAAUUAAUACCAGAUGGUACAGGAAGAUUGAAUCCUGCUGUAGUUCCUUUAGUAGAUGAUAUUAUCGGUGACCGUUUUUGGAAAGAGAAUCCCGAAGUAAUUGGUUUGAAAAGUUUAGCAACUUAUCAACCAAAUUUAACGAAUAAUAGUAAGAAUACAAUGCCCAUGCCUAUUCCGUCUUCACCUCCUAUGAUGAAUCUUGGGAGCAACGUUCUUCCAUCUUCACAAGUCAUCAAUGUAAAUUCAGCCAAUGAAGAAGUGCAUCUUAAUAGAAGUAGAGAGACAAAUGGAGAUCAAAUACAGAGUGAAAGUGAACGCAUUUGUAAGAGAUAAGUUUGUACUUUAUUCUUUUUACAAUAAAGUUGAUUUGAAAACUA
Messenger RNA from Wasmannia auropunctata (little fire ant), 1425 nucleotides. RefSeq names its product probable tRNA(His) guanylyltransferase (gene THG). The coding region runs from base 332 to 1381 and encodes 349 amino acids. Gene Ontology annotation, molecular function: magnesium ion binding; tRNA guanylyltransferase activity. Lineage: Eukaryota; Metazoa; Arthropoda; Insecta; Hymenoptera; Formicidae. Gene Ontology annotation, biological process: tRNA modification. The record is from RefSeq and is a predicted model, not a curated record. The transcript has 3 exons.